Messenger RNA from Nematolebias whitei (Rio pearlfish), 1139 nucleotides. RefSeq names its product calcyclin binding protein (gene cacybp). The coding region runs from base 99 to 779 and encodes 226 amino acids. The record is from RefSeq and is a predicted model, not a curated record. Gene Ontology annotation, biological process: heart development. Gene Ontology annotation, molecular function: S100 protein binding; ubiquitin protein ligase binding; tubulin binding. Gene Ontology annotation, cellular component: nucleus. Lineage: Eukaryota; Metazoa; Chordata; Actinopteri; Cyprinodontiformes; Rivulidae. The transcript has 6 exons.
AGAAGAAGAAGAAGACGCUGUAGAUUCAUUAUGCUGUUGCUGACACAUCUGUGUGACUAGAUAGCACGCCUCUGAAGACCAACGUAACGUAUAAAAAAAUGGAUCUAAGCGAGCAGAUUAGUCAGCUAGAAGCAGACUUGCAGGAGCUGGAUUCCCUCUUGGAGACAGCAGAGAGGAAAAGGGUGCAGGAAGUGUUAAAGCAGGAGCAAAAGAAGGUGGAAAAAGAACUCGCGACUAAACGACAGCAGUGGGAGCAACAAGCGAAGAGAGAUGCAGAGCCUUCUGCAGCAUCCAAAGCAUCUUACACAGUAAAGAUCACCAGCUACGCUUGGGACCAGUCAGACAAAUUUGUCAAAAUUUACCUGAAUUUGAAAAAUGUGCAGAAAAUUCCAUCAGAAAAUGUGGAAGUGAGCUUUUCAGAAAGAUCAUUUUCAGUUUUAGUGAAGGACCUAGAUGGCAAAAACCAUCAGAUGACUGUUCUCAACCUGCUGCAUCCAAUCAAUGAAACCGACAGCUUCAAAAAGAUAAAAACUGACAUGGUGCUGGUCAUGUGCAAAAAGCAAGCAACAAAGAAGUGGGAGUGCCUUACCUCGGUGGACAAACAGUCUAAAGAGAAAGAUAAACCCAGUAUGGGUGAGAAUGCAGACCCCAGCGAAGGCCUCAUGAGCAUGCUGAAGAAGAUUUAUGAAGAUGGAGAUGAUGACAUGAAGAGAACAAUCAACAAAGCCUGGUCAGAGUCCCAAGAGAAGAAGAUAAGAGGGGAAGAAAUGAACUUUUAAAUGUUGAUUUAUCCACAUCAGGACCAAACUAGCUCAGUGGGAGCUCCAGAAAUUGUGACAAAAAUAUUAAAAACUCAAGCUCAUAUAUAAUAUGUGAAGGAUAACGUGUAAGGCGUGGAUGAACUGAUUUCGACCUUGCUGUAAAACCAGGCUGAUGCCCUUUUAGUUAUGGGCUGCCAUGCGUAGAUGUCUUCAUACAUAAAAAGUAAUGUCCAGCAGAUGGCAGCGUUAUCACAGUGAUUCGCUGUUGCUGGUUUAAAAUUCCAACAUGGUCAGCUGUCUAGCUGUUUUCCAUCCUGGGGUGGUUUGGAUUUUAAUGGUUUUCAAGUUCUUCUGCUACCUUUUAAGUUUUUACACCUU